AUGUGCAACAAACGCCGACUAGAGGGCGUCGAGCCCCAGAAUUUUAAGAAAUUUUAUCGUCUCCUGCGGCGUGGAGAUGCUUUCGCUGUCACCGGUCGACCGCACCGCACCGGCCGAGGCGAGCUCACCGUCGAUGCAACAACGUUGCCCCAACUGCUGGCGCCAUGUCUUCAUGAUGUCCCGGUCCACGAUAUUUCGCAUGAAACAUCACCGUAUCCCCGCCAUGUCCAGUUCCUGGCGGAUCCCACCGCGGCGGAUAUCAUCCGGGCCCGAUCCUCCCUCGUUCAGUAUCUGCGCCAAUUCUUCCUGGACCGUUCUUUCAUGGAAGUCAGUACUCCGAUCAUUGAUUCCGUGGCUGGUGGCGCGAUCGCCCGGCCGUUUUAUACGUCCGCCACAGAGUUUCCAGAUCGCAAGCUGUCAUUGCGCAUCGCUCCUGAGCUGUGGUUGAAGCGUUUGGUGGUGGGCGGGUUCGACAAGAUCUUCGAAAUUGGACCCUCGUUCCGCAAUGAGGGCCUGGACAAGACCCAUAACCCCGAAUUCACCACCUGCGAGUUCUAUCACGCCUACGCGAACCUGGAAGACUUGAUGAGCAUCACGGAGAAGCUGCUCUCGGGAAUGGCCACUCAUAUCCAGACCCUCAAUACGAAGGGCACGCUUCGGCCCACCACUGCCAAUUUCACCGCGCCCUUCCGACGGAUCGACUUCAUCACGGGUAUUGAGGCCCAGAUCAACCAUAAGUUGCCUGAUCUCACCUCUCCCGACGCCUUGGACGAAGUGGUCCGCCUCUUCCACACCCUCUCUCUCCCUCUCCCGACCAAUCCAACUCUACCCCGUCUUCUGGAUGAGCUCUGCGGUACCUUCGUAGAACCCACUUGCAUCGACCCGACCUUCAUCAUCAACCCGCCCGAAUGUCUCUCUCCGCUUUCCAAAUCCUUCAUUCACCCCGAAAAUCAGCAGCGUGUCGCCGCUCGCGGCGAGCUCUUUGUCGAAGGCAAAGAGCUCGUCAACACUUACGAGGAGGAAAACUCGCCCACAGAGCAGCGCCGCAAAUUCGAGGACCAAGUGCGCUUCAGCAAGGCUGCCGACGAGCCUGGUGAGAUCGACGAAAGCUAUCUUGAGGCUUUGGAGUGGGGACUUCCGGCCACAGGCGGCUGGGGCUGUGGUAUUGAUCGUCUGGUGAUGCUGUUCACGGGCGCGAAACGAAUUGGCGAUGUAUUGGCGUUCGGCAAUCUGCGAGCUGUCACGAAGAGAGCCGAAAGUGCCUCGAGUGAGUAG
Messenger RNA from Penicillium macrosclerotiorum, 1275 nucleotides. RefSeq lists its product as uncharacterized. The transcript has 2 exons. The coding region runs from base 1 to 1275 and encodes 424 amino acids. The record is from RefSeq and is a predicted model, not a curated record. Gene Ontology annotation, molecular function: lysine-tRNA ligase activity; ATP binding; tRNA binding. Gene Ontology annotation, cellular component: mitochondrion; cytoplasm. Gene Ontology annotation, biological process: mitochondrial lysyl-tRNA aminoacylation. NCBI's taxonomy places the organism in Eukaryota, Fungi, Ascomycota, Eurotiomycetes, Eurotiales, Aspergillaceae.